AGGAGUCUGGGAGGUCACUGCUAAAAUUAGUCCGCUUCACCACUGAAGCCACUUUACGGGGCACAGAGCGCUGUGGUUUGGGGGACACGCGCACAGGCGCACGGGGUGGACCAGGAGGAGGACACUCGGGCCUUUACGCGCUGUGCGUAACGCUCCUCUGAUUUUUAAAGACGCCACAGAACGUGACGCUGCCGCAGAAAUGUCUUUUUUAACCAUCCCCAGUCAGGAAAACCUGUUCACCACCGUGAGAGGCAGAGCGGCGGAUGGAGCAGACAGAGUCCGCUCUGUGGACGCGGAGGAAGAGGACGAUGAUGAUGAAGAUGACACAGACGUGCGCCUCAUCCCGCGGUGCUCCCCGGUGCCCCGCAAGAGAGGCUCGUCCAUCGCAGAUGAGACAGAGGAGUACCUGCGCAUCCAGCGCGCCCUGAGCGAAGGGAAGAGAGUGUCCUUCGCGGACACCACGGGCCGGGACCUCGUGGACGUCAAAGAGUUUACAGCGUUUGACUCUGACGAAGAGGACGGCGGCAAAUGGGAGGAAGAGCAGGCGAAGUACAGACUGUCCCAGGGAGAGCCAGUGUUUCAUGUGCAGCCGGAGUUCAGCGUGCGCAGCGGCGGAGACCUGCUCCAGGCCGUGCGCAAAAACAAAGUGGAAGUGGAGAACAUCUCAGUGGUGGAGGACGAGCCUCUGGCCGUGAGUGGAGUCAUCCGGGUCCUGAACAUAUCCUUCAAUAAGGCGGUGUACGUCCGCUGCACGAUGGACAGCUGGAGCUCCUACUACGACCACCCCGCGGACUAUGUGCAGGGCUCCCACGACGGAGACACGGACCAGUUCUGCUUUAAACUGUGCUUUGCUUCACCUUACACCACCCACGGCUCGCGCAUGGAGUUUGUGGUCCGGUAUGAGACCUCAGAGGGCGACUACUGGGCCAAUAACUCCAACAUGAACUAUGUGCUGACACUGCUCCUGUCCUAUGAAGACAAGUCCUCAGAGACACACACGGAACUGAGGGACGUGAGGAGCAUCCUGAAGCCUCCAAAGACGCACAGGACAGAGAUAAACUUCGAAUCGGAGGACGAGCCAAACGACACAGAAGGAGAACAAGAGGAUUCCACUAGAUCUGGAUUAGUUCGGCCUGAAGCCAUUCGUCCUGUGGUCUUCCAGCCAGAGCUUGAUGUGGAGCUGACUGAGGUCCACUCGUCUCCCGCCGUCCCACACGACGACGGGACAGAAUCCACUCACUGUGAAACUGCACAGUCUCUGUGUCCCGUCCCCUCACUCCCUCAUGAGACACGUUUAGCCCAUGUCCUCCAGGCCAGUGCAGUGCUCCCCCCUCAUGAGUCUGAGCAGCCGGACCCGCCCGCCCCCGGCCCCCCUGAGCCCGAGCAGCCGGACCCCGGCCCGCCCGCCCCCGGCCCCCCUGAGCCCGAGCAGCCGGACCCCGGCCCGCCCGCCCCCGGCCCCCCUGAGCCCCAAGAGUCCACACGGAGCCCGAAGUGGUCCCAGGCCGAAGAGGAGGGAGCGGGAGAACAUCUCUGCAGCAGCUGCUCCUCUGCACAGCCCCAGGCUCCUCCUCAAACCUCUGGAGGUGAAAGUGGAGCGUCCGGACAGCAGGACUCAGACUGUGUGGACGUCCCUGAGCUGGACCCGGAAUCUGGAGCUGACCCGACCUGUGGAGCGGCCCCUGACCUGGCCCUUGGCCUGGCCCUUGGAGCUCCUGAGGACUGUGGAGCGGCCCCUGAGCCGCUCUCAGAGUGUGACCUGCUCCCAGACCGUCCUCUGGCUCCUUCAGAUGAGGUCCUCAGGAGCCUGAGGUCCUCCGUGGUCUCGGUGAGCGUCCUCGUGUCCUUGGUGGUUGUGCUGCAGGAGCCCGGCGCCCUGUUUGUCAUUGGACUCUUUCUGAUUUUGUGUCUUGUGUGA
Periophthalmus magnuspinnatus is the source of this 1918-nucleotide messenger RNA. It is a transcript of the gene ppp1r3f, whose product is annotated as protein phosphatase 1 regulatory subunit 3F. Gene Ontology annotation, molecular function: protein phosphatase 1 binding; glycogen binding. The transcript has 5 exons. The record is from RefSeq and is a predicted model, not a curated record. Gene Ontology annotation, biological process: regulation of glycogen biosynthetic process. Lineage: Eukaryota; Metazoa; Chordata; Actinopteri; Gobiiformes; Gobiidae. Gene Ontology annotation, cellular component: protein phosphatase type 1 complex. The coding region runs from base 200 to 1918 and encodes 572 amino acids.